Molecule: messenger RNA, 180 nt
Organism: Haemonchus placei
Lineage: Eukaryota; Metazoa; Nematoda; Chromadorea; Rhabditida; Trichostrongylidae
Source: the annotation of a GenBank genome assembly
AUGGUUUCGGACAAUACGACCUACUACGGUAACGAACGAUCAGCUGAGUACGAUGAACCUCCAAUGAGCGACCAUUUCGCCACUUUCCCGGACACGGAUAUCACUCCGACUCUGGAAGGCUUUUCCAUCGUCAAAGAAGGUUUUUCUUUUAUUGUUUGGUUUUUUUGUUGCAUAGUGUAA